AGUAUUGCUAAUAAAACACGGUGGCAAUUUAAUUCGAAUUAUUCGAUUGUUUGUUGAGAAAUUCGCAAUGGCACGAACUAUUAUUUUGGCUAUUUUGGCUGCGAUAAUGGUUUAUGUAUCCGCUCAAACUGAAACGCGUGAAAAUGAACUGGUCAAGUAUGGGAAAGUAAGUGGUCGAGUAAAUAUCCCUGAUGUUGAAAUCAAAAAGUGGCAACUGCCGCAACUCUUUGUGGACACCGAAAAACUAUGGCGCUUAAAUUGCUGUGUCACGACGAACUUUACAAACAUCGAAGAUUUGACACUCGCUGAGGAUAGCGAUGAAAUGAAACAGAUUAAUGAAAUCGUGAAAGAGGUUAAUGAAAUCGGCAGCAAAUUUGAAGCCGCUCAAAAAAGCGGAACAUAUAAAUAUGAAAAAUCUGAUAGAACUGCUUUGGAAAGUUUGGCCGCAAAAUUAAAAGUUAUUGAUGCAGGAUUGCCUGAUGAGCGGAGAGAUAAUCAUGAGGGUUCAUUGAUCUUAGGCAUAUGCGUUGAUAUUCACAGUAUUCUAACCUAUAUGCUUGCAACAAGAACACGCUAAUUGUAAUUGUCGCCAAUAAAAGAUCUGAGCGAAGAUAUUGGACCAAGUUCGUUGAAACCUAAAAUACUAAUAAUCCAAAGAACUUGCAAUAUUCAAUUCACUUUUCAAUAAUGUCAAUUCACUUUUUUGUUGGCAAUAAUAAAUCAGAAAAU
Molecule: messenger RNA, 729 nt
Organism: Sitodiplosis mosellana (orange wheat blossom midge)
Lineage: Eukaryota; Metazoa; Arthropoda; Insecta; Diptera; Cecidomyiidae
Exons: 5
Coding region: 68-577 (169 amino acids)
Source: RefSeq, a predicted model, not a curated record